Messenger RNA from Drosophila ficusphila, 978 nucleotides. RefSeq names its product neuropeptide CCHamide-2 (gene CCHa2). Gene Ontology annotation, molecular function: neuropeptide hormone activity. The transcript is spliced from 4 exons. The coding region runs from base 253 to 663 and encodes 136 amino acids. NCBI's taxonomy places the organism in Eukaryota, Metazoa, Arthropoda, Insecta, Diptera, Drosophilidae. The record is from RefSeq and is a predicted model, not a curated record. Gene Ontology annotation, biological process: neuropeptide signaling pathway.
UCGGCCUCAGUCGCUGGCGGUAGCUUGAAAAUGUGAAAUCGCGCUCAGGGAUUCGGCUGGUGGAAUUGCCAUAUCAAACUGCAAUUGGCAAAAACAUCCGCCCAAUCAUAUCUGUGAUUAUAUAGUAGCCACCUAUAGAAAAAAAUUGUUUUAAAUUAGUGCUGAUAAUCCCUGUUACAAGCCAAAAACAAAGAAAACUGCCGUAUAAAUUGCACAAAGCCCACAUCAGCUAAUCAGUCUGGUUGAGGUAACAUGAAAUCCUCCAUUUCUUUGCUGCUGGUCGUCAUCUGCACCGUGGUCCUGGCCGCGCAACAGAGUCAAGCGAAAAAGGGGUGCCAGGCCUACGGCCAUGUGUGUUACGGCGGUCAUGGCAAGCGCUCCCUGAGCGCCGGAUCCGGGUCCGGAACAGGCGUGGGAAUGGGCGAGACAGCCUCCGGAGCUCAGGAGCAGGACUACGUUCGGCCAAGUGGACUGCUGCCCAUGAUGGCGCCAAAUGAACAGGUUGCGGUGGCGCCCGAGGCCGACUUUAAUGACUAUCCCGCCCGUCAGGUGCUCUACAAAAUCAUGAGAUCAUGGUUCAACCGACCCCGACGACCGGCCAAUCGUAUGGGUGAACUGGAUUAUCCUUUGGCCAACUCCGGUGAACUUAAUGCACUAAACUAAGGCGGGAAGCGCAUCAACAUUCACAUUUCCACAACCCACACCAACAAAAAUCAACAAGAAUAUUCGUCAAGAACGAGAGCAACAACAACAUCAGCAGCAGCAACAACAUAUGAAUUACUUAUGAAUGUUAAUUACUUUCGCAACUUGUAUAAAAUGUUUGAUAAAUGUCUACAUAUACCGCGCAAUCAAUUUUCAUGCUAAUUGCAUAACCAUCCAACAGAAAAAAAAACAACUGAAAUUUUUAGGGGCUGGUAAGGAUUUCAGUGACAAAAAAAGGAAGCACACGACGAAGAAUAAAUUAAAGAAAACGGCAAA